Molecule: messenger RNA, 7471 nt
Organism: Tachyglossus aculeatus (Australian echidna)
Lineage: Eukaryota; Metazoa; Chordata; Mammalia; Monotremata; Tachyglossidae
Gene: CLEC16A
Product: C-type lectin domain containing 16A
Exons: 24
Coding region: 87-3242 (1051 amino acids)
Biological process (GO): endosome to lysosome transport; regulation of autophagosome maturation; endosomal transport
Cellular component (GO): late endosome; endolysosome membrane
Source: RefSeq, a predicted model, not a curated record
UCGUCCCUGGUGUCGUCCCUGGUGUCCUUGUGGCGGCCGGGCCCCGCGCUGAGCCCGUGAGGGGGGCGGCGGGGGCCCCCGCGGACAUGUUCGGCCGGCCGCGGAGCUGGGUGGGCGCCGGCCACGGGAGGGCCGCCCGGAGCAUCCACUCCCUGGACCACCUCAAGUACAUGUAUCAUGUUUUAACCAAAAACACCACCGUAACAGAUCACAACCGUAACUUAUUGGUGGAGACUAUUCGUUCUAUCACAGAGAUCCUUAUUUGGGGAGACCAGAAUGACAGCUCUGUGUUCGACUUUUUCCUGGAGAAGAAUAUGUUUGUCUUCUUCCUGAACAUCCUGCGUCAGAAAUCCGGUCGUUAUGUCUGUGUUCAGCUACUGCAGACCUUGAACAUCCUCUUUGAGAAUAUCAGUCACGAGACCUCACUGUAUUAUUUGCUGUCUAAUAACUAUGUAAAUUCUAUAAUUGUCCACAAAUUUGACUUUUCCGAUGAGGAGAUUAUGGCCUAUUAUAUAUCAUUCCUGAAAACACUGUCACUAAAACUCAACAAUCACACUGUCCAUUUCUUUUACAAUGAGCAUACUAAUGACUUUGCCCUGUACACGGAAGCUAUUAAGUUUUUUAAUCACCCAGAAAGCAUGGUUAGAAUUGCAGUAAGAACUAUAACCUUAAACGUCUAUAAAGUGUCAUUGGAUAACCAGCCUAUGCUUCACUACAUCCGAGAUAAAACCGCCGUCCCUUACUUCUCCAAUUUGGUCUGGUUUAUCGGGAGCCACGUGAUAGAACUUGAUGACUGCGUGCAGACAGACGAAGAACACAGAAAUAGGGGAAAGCUGAGUGAUCUGGUAGCAGAGCAUCUUGACCACCUGCAUUACCUCAAUGACAUCCUUAUCAUUAAUUGUGAAUUUUUAAAUGAUGUCCUCACGGACCACUUGCUCAAUAGGCUCUUCCUCCCCCUCUAUGUGUAUUCUUUAGUCAACCAAGACAAGGGUGGAGAACGUCCAAAAAUAAGUCUCCAGGUUUCUCUCUACCUUCUGUCCCAGGUUUUUCUAAUUAUACACUAUGCGCCCCUGGUAAACUCACUGGCUGAGGUCAUUCUGAAUGGGGAUCUCUCAGUGUUUUCAUCCAAGAUUGAACAGGAUGUUCAGAAGAGUUCUACAAAGUCAAGCAUUAGAUGUUUCAUUAAACCGACUGAGACUCUGGAGAGAUCUCUUGAGAUAAAUAAGCAGAAGGGGAAGAAAAGGGUGCAGAAGAGACCCAAUUACAAAAAUGUUGGUGAGGAAGAGGAAGAGGAGAAAGCACCUGAAGAAACGCAAGAAGACUCUGAGAAAUCUAAAGGUACAGAGGGUAGUACAAAAGGCAUCAAGACAAGUGGGGAGAGUGAAGAAAUAGAGAUGGUAAUCAUGGAGCACUGCAGACUGUCUGAAUUGGCCAUCUCUGCAGUGACAGAGCAGAACACGACGGACGAAGAAAAGAGUGCGGCUGCCUCAGGGAGCGAGACCUCGCAGUGGAGCAGGCCUUUCCUAGAUAUGGUCUAUAAUGCAGUGGACAGUCCUGAAGAUGACUAUUAUGCUCUCUUUGUGCUGUGUCUUCUAUAUGCCAUGUCUCAUAAUAAAGGAAUACACCCCGGGCGGUUAGAAAGAAUUCAGCUUCCCGUGCAGCAAGUGGAGGAAAAGACUUCCUACAAUCACUUACUUGCGGAAAGGCUCAUCAGAAUCAUGAACUACGCUGCUCAGCCAGAUGGAAAAAUCAGAUUGGCGACUUUGGAGCUUGGCUGCUUGUUACUCAAGCAGUUGGUACUGACAAAUAAUGGCAGUAUUAUUAAGGAUGUCCAUCUUGCCUGCCUUGAGGGCGCAAGAGAAGAAAGUGUUCACCUUCUGAGGCGAUUUUAUAAGGGAGAAGAAAUUUUUCUGGACAUGUUUGAAGAUGAAUACAGGAGCAUGACAAUUAAGCCCAUGAAUGUAGAGUACUUGAUGAUGGAUGCCUCAAUCUUGCUUCCUCCUACUGGCACACCACUGACUGGUAUUGAUUUUGUGAAGCGUUUGCCAUGUGGAGAUGUUGAAAGAACUCGCAGAGCCAUCCGUGUUUUCUUUAUGCUUCGCUCAUUGUCACUCCAUCUGCGGGAUGAACCGGAAACUCAGUUACCUCUGACAAGAGAAGAGGAUCUAAUCAAAACAGAUGAUGUUCUGGAUUUGAAUAACAGCGAUUUAAUUGCUUGCACAGUGAUGACAAAAGAUGGAGUUAUGGUGCAGCGCUUUCUGGCUGUGGAUAUUUACCAGAUGAGCUUGGUGGAGCCAGACAUUGCAAGAUUGGGCUGGGGAGUGGUGAAAUUUGCAGGCCUUCUGCAGGAUAUGCAGGUCACUGGAGUUGAAGACGACAGCAGAGCACUGAACAUAAUUAUUCACAAGCCCGCCUCAAGCCCCCACUCCAAGCCCUUCCCCAUCCUCCAAGCCACGUUUAUUUUUUCGGACCACAUCCGCUGUAUCAUUGCCAAGCAGCGCCUGGCCAAAGGCCGCAUCCAAGCUCGACGCAUGAAGAUGCAGCGGAUAGCAGCUCUCCUGGACCUCCCAAUCCAGCCUUCGACGGAAGUUAUGGGGUUCGGACACAGCUCCGCCACCACCUCUCAGCACCUCCCGUUCCGCUUCUACGAUCAGUCACGCCGGGGCAGCAGUGAUCCGACCGUUCAGCGUUCCGUUUUCGCAUCGGUCGACAAGGUGCCAGGAUUUGCAGUGGCCCAGUGCAUCAAUCAGCACAACCCAUCCCCGCUGUCGUCACCAUCUCCUCCUUCCAGUGGCAGUUCCAGCGGCAGUUCAAGUACAGGGCGCUGUGACUCCAUUUCAGCCAGCACCACCACGACUCCUUCGGCAGCCCAAAGCCCAUCAGAUGACCCUGUGGCUCCUGAACAAUGUCAGCUGACCCUCCCAGACCAGGUGGCGAUUGUGAACGAAGCUCCUUCCACCGCCUCCAAGUCCAGCAAGAACCCUGGCAAGAGCCAAGAAGCAGAGCCGGUGAACCUGUCGCCCAGCCUGAUUCCUGCCCAACAGCCAACGCUCUCUCUCAUCUCUGACGACAGGACAGAUGCUUUGAGCGUGGAGUCCCUGACCCUGGUUCCUCCAGUGGACCCCCACAGCUUCCACGCUUUCAGCCGCACCUCUCAGGUUUCCCCCCAGACCCAAGGCGAAAGAGGGACGGAGGUUGCGGGAGCCACUCCCAGUGAGCGUGUGGAGCCGGAUGACGAAUAGUGAUGUAGAUGGCGUGGUCGAUUUUUCUCCGUUUCUACACGGACCAGAUCGAAGCCAGCCGGUGGCCACGGGAGGGGCACCAGCGGGGAGCGACUCCAUUUUGAAGUGAGAAGCAGCGGUCCCCUUACCCCUGGAAAUUUCCGGCCUACGUCUGAAAUGACACCUCAUCCUCUAUUCGAAUUCCUAUUUCCCAUCUUGCACUUAAGCAACGGGCUUGCUGGAGCGGAAACUGACGAAGGCCCGAAUUCUCCAAGCUACCACGAUCCCGCCCACGAGAUCCUCGGUGCCCGCUUAGGAUUAGGCUUCCAUCAUGUAUCUACUGCGAAGUGGUGAUAUCUCAGAGAGCGUGGGUGUUUUGGUAUCAGGAUUCUUCUCAUUUGAAAUCAGAUGCCUUGCAGUUGUCCGGGAGGGGGCAAAAAUAAGCUGUUGUAGGGGUGGAGUUGAGUAGAGGCAUCCUUUCGAUUCUUGUAACUUUCUGUUCCCUGGGUGACCUGGCAGAUUUCUAUCAGAACUGUGGGGAGGGGGGCUGAGAGGAGGGGGCGAGGUUACUUUCAGAAGUUCAUACAUAAAAAGCAAACUUGGAGAAUGUCUCGUCGAGGUAUUAAUUUCAACAUGGGUAUUCAAACAAAAGGCAUCUUUAAAAAUCCCUAGCAGUUUAAAGUUUGGUGUAAUAAAGUCACAGUCACUCUCAACCCCAUCACCAAAUUCUUGGGAAUCUCUUGAAGUUCAGCUAGUUUUUCAUAAGAGUCGCCAAUGGAAAAUAUUUGGUAUUUUAAAAAUUUACAUUUUGUCUUUUCUUACAUGACUAUUCAUUGGACAUCAAUUAUAACAUGACCGAUGACUGAUGAAUGAUGAAGAGGUUUCUUGAAAGGCCUAAAUUAUUUUCCCAAACCAAAUCACAGGAUUUGAAUGCCUGUUAAUCCGGAGGGCUCAGACACUUCUUGGAUACAGUGGAGAAGCCUCACUCUACUCUGGGAGGUCAUCUUUCAUGACAAGCUGAAAAUUGCAGAGAAAAUUUCCACUCAGUAAAAUCUACCUUUUUCAUGGGAGACCAAAUCUAAACAAUUUUUUUUUUAGGGUCUUCUUAAAUCUGUUGCCUCUAUUUGCUGGUGCAGUUUUAGUACUGGGGCAAGUAAUUCAAAGUUCAGAGCAUUCACUAUACCUGAAUGUAAAUGAAUGGGAAAUUGUUCCUCUGAAUUUGCCUCCACAAAUUUUUUGUGUUGUGUUCAUUUUCAGUGGACCUUUUCAGUGCUUCAGAUCAGAAUUGUGGAAUAGAAUCACCAUAAAAGAGAACCUUACAUAAACCCAAUUAAUUUAAUUGAAUUUUAAAUCAAAUUCAAAUUGGAUAAGAAGUGGAAAAGUCAACACAGGCCCAAGAUCACUCCGCAGAGAUAGAUGACCUAUUUAGUUAUCGCCAUUUGCCUUGCAGCAUGGAUCUUGUGAAGGAAGGCAACAGCCAAGCUAGAAAAGAUGCUGUUUGGCAGUAGGGUGAGGGGGCUUCAGCAGGGCAUGACAGUUAGUAAAAAAAAUUUUGACAGGAAGAAAACAGUGGAUCCACCAGCUUAACAGCCUUCUUCUGGAUGUUUACUUGUCUUUUCUGAACAUGAGUUGAAAAAAAAAUAAUGCCUGUCUGUGUCCGCGCACCUUAGAAAUGUAAAGUCAAUAAAAGUGUUGUCCCUACUCCAGUCAGUUUAUAGUGUUGUUUAUCCUUUUGAAAAUCUUUAUCCCUUUUAAUGUUUUAAUGUUUUCUAGGAACUCAAAGGACAGGAGUAGGGGUGCUUCCCAGCCCAUUCUCAUUAAAAAGAAGGCCUUUCCUAGCAUGAAAAAGAGCAAAACAAGUCAAACCAAAAGUCCCCCAUCACCAGGAUUUUCUGAUGCAGUGUGGCUUCAGAGCUUUAUCUGCCCAGCCUGGAAGAACCAGGGGCUGUGUUAUGCAGAUGAGGCCAAGGCCUCCCUCAGUUCAAUUCUGUAUUUUCCCUCCAGGCGAGUGGACUGGGGAAAGGACCUCCUCAUAAUGGCAUUAUUCUGAGGUGGCUCUUUGUUAGCACUCAUUGUAGUCCUAGCCAGUGGCCUGGAAAUCCCUUCCUUCAGAGGGAGAUCGAUCCAAGAAGAUCGUGGCUGAUUGGAUGAGCUGCUUUUGGUUGGGCCCUUUUCUCCCUGAGACCUUCUUUACCGUGAAUCCCAUCAAAAGCGGCUCCGGCCAUUUACAUUCUUCCAAAGCCUUGCUUUCUUCUUCCCCCUGCCCCUGCUUCAGGGGAUUUUCAGUAAACUGAAAGGAUGGUGAAAAGGUUUUUUCUGUGAGCUACAGUAAUCCUCUGUCUUGAACUGUACUUGGCUCUUGAAGCAGUUUCCAUAACAGAAAUCUCAUCACUGUGCCCAGGUAAUGUGCCAAUACUGGAAUCUGAGUUGUUGUUUGUGUGUAGUGAGGACUGCACACACAACUUUCCGUUGUGAAACUUGUAGGUACAAUUUCAUUUUAGAUUAAAAUACUGGCUCUUGAUGUUGUUAUAUUGAAUUUUAUUCGGCUCCAUAAACAACCGCAUUAAACUGGUCACUAAACAUUGUCCCACCUUCUUAUGUCAAGAAGUUUGAAGAAUAUCUCAGUGCCUAUGAGGCCUGUGGAAGAUUUUGUAUCGGUUGGUUUGUUUUAACCUGGGAAGAAGUUGUUGACUUCACAUAUGAGAUAGGUUGAAGUCUUGUCUGUCAGUGAGGAAGAGGGAAAGGCAAGGGUUUUUAUCCAUCUCUGAACCCCUGAGUGGGAACUGUGGGUAAGGCAGAGGGGCAGUGAGAUGUUGGCCAUGGAAACAAAGCCACUUUGUUAGAAGAGUUAAGGGUUGGGAGGAUUUUUUUGUUUUCCUUUUUUAAAAAAUUGAUGCUAGAUAUAGUUGUUGCAAAUAAAGUGAGUUCACACCUGCUGAAUAUUCAAGUCUUUCCAUGAGCAGAAAGGUAUGAUUGGAAUGAAAAGGAAGGGCAGAUAUUAUAAUAGUUAACUCUGAAGCACACUUCCCCAACUUAGAACUUCUGAGUUAAAUAUAGAACAAACAACAAACCUUUCCAUGUUCUGCCAAGAAGGGUUUUUGUCCUAACAGUACCAGACUUCCUUGGUCCACUGCAUCCUGAAAUCCUCAUUUUGAACAUUCGCUGUUGGCUUCAUUCGUGGCCUAGGGAGUGGGCUGAUAAUCUCCACUCAAGAGAUUCAGGCCAUUUUGGUGUUAAUUUAUGCAAAUGAAUCGGCUCUCUGUGUCCUCCCUCACUGCUGUGCUGUUUAUUUCUGUCGGGUAGUUUGGAUUUAGUUACAGGGUGUAGAUGUGUUGCAGAGUCCUUGCCGGCGGGUUAGUGUCUAAAAGGUUUGAGGUUUAACUGAAAGCAAGCACACCUGACUUCUUAGUAUUAGUGUGACAUCAGAUGUAAUUAAUUCAAUUUAAAUGGUUUUCCGAAGAAAGUCAUGUGGUGGGAGCUGUGGGUUACUGGUUUUCGUGGUUCUGUGGGGCUGGAGGCAGAGCUGCAGAAAGUGCAAGUGUGUAGUGUAUCUUCGAGGCCAGACGUGUGCGUUUCCCUGUACGUUCUGCUAUCACAAUUGAUCACGCAGGCAUGUGGUCAUUGAGAGCUUCAGUCUCAAUAUGAGUUUACCAAAUAAAGGCCCAUCCAGACAGUGUAAGCUGAAAAGAACCAAAUUACAGUCUUUCCCUGCUGAGCAGCUCAUCAUUCAGGUUCGUUCCGGUGAGCUCCUCCCUUCAUUUGAAGGCAUGGUGGUGAUUUACCGUGUGUGUCCGGUUUUAUUUGGAGUUCUCUGCCGUGGGAAAGGAGCCCCAGUUUGUGAGCCAGUCAGGCUGUGCCCAUUCAACAGGCGACCAGGGAUGAAGGAUACCGGAAGUCGGGGGAGAUGUGGGUGGCGUGUAAGUCCAAAGGUGCAAUGUUAAAAGGGGGAUUGACUUUCUGAUCUUUUCUAGAUGCAAUAAAUGCAAAAGCUUAAGUGUAAGUCGUUAGGUAUUUGGAGUAAAUGUAAUGAUACAUGUUGUUCCUUUAACCUGAUAUGUAAAUAAAAUUUGUCUUGGGGAGAAGCAAAGUUGGGAAAUCUUAGUAGCCGUUUCUGAAAAUGUGUACAGUCCUAGGGAAGUACCUGCAUUUGCUGGCAUGAGUCAUGCUUCAUGUGUAUUGAACUCAAGGGAAAUGAAAACUAGAACUUCUUUGUAAAAUGAACUUGGCAAUAAAAAUGGUGUUAUAGAGAA